AUGGCAGAUUCUGAUUCAGAUAGUGGUUCGGUUAAGGAGAAUCCAGACUUCAAACCCAAACCCGGUAUAAUCGAACCCAUGCACGUGCGUCUCCCAGCUUACUGGCCCAAAUCGAUCGGUACGUGGUUUAAACAUGUCGAGGCCUCUUUCGCAAUAAAUCGAAUUAGCUCAGAUCUCAGUAAAUACAAUUAUGUUGUAGCAGCGUUGCCACAAGAUGUUGCCGAGUCAAUCAUGGAUGUAUUGGAGGAUCCCCCAGACAACAACCUGUAUAAUAAUUUAAAGGAAGUAUUGACUAGCAGACAUUCCAUGAGUUUGGAGAGAAGAAUUAAGAAAUUAAUAUCGGACGAGGAGAUAGGAAACAGACGACCAUCAGAGUUUUUCCGUCACUUGAAGCAACUAGCAGGUUCAGCCGCUACACCAGGUGAGGAAUUCGUCAAGGAACUUUGGUUGAGUCGUCUUCCACACGUAAUAAACAUCGCUCUAAUUUCGCAAAACGUACAGGAUAUCCAAACCCUAUUAAAAACCGCUGACAAAAUUUGGGAUGCAAUGCAGGAUGCUAGAUCUGUAGUUGCGCCGAUCGCCACAAAGUCUGAGGAGCUCAUCAACCAAAACAAAAUUGCAAACCUGCAGGAAGAAAUUGGCUCCCUUAAGAAAAUAAUCGCUGAAUUAAAAAUUGGAGAUGCUGGGCAUCUUAAGUCGCGAACCCGUUCCAGAGAUAGGACUAGAAGUCGCACCCCUAGCAGAAAAAGAUUUAGGUCUACUGGCCCUUACUGUUAUUUUCAUUUUCGAUUUGGAAAAAAUGCCAGGAAGUGUGUUGCACCAUGCAAGUAUGGAGCAAAAUCAACGGAUCCAAAAAACUAACGUCACCUACUGUUGGGACGGCCAACAGUUUGGUUUCUUCAACAACAAGCCGUCUUUUCAUUAAAGAUAGAGAAAACCAUUUGAAUUUUUUGAUCGAUACUGGGGCUGACUUGUCCGUGGUACCAUUCACCAAUUCCUUUUUGAAUUGCGGGAAAGAUAAAAAUAUUUUUCUUUCAGCAGCCAACGGUACUAAAAUAGAUACAUACGGAACUAGAGUAAUUUCAGUAAAUCUAGGCUUGCGUCGUAAUUUCACGCAUACUUUUGUCGU
This is a messenger RNA of Condylostylus longicornis, 1129 nucleotides long. RefSeq lists its product as uncharacterized. NCBI's taxonomy places the organism in Eukaryota, Metazoa, Arthropoda, Insecta, Diptera, Dolichopodidae. The transcript has a single exon. Bases 1 to 861 code for a protein of 286 amino acids. The record is from RefSeq and is a predicted model, not a curated record.